AUGUUCAACCCGAUGACCCCGCCGCCAGUCAGUAGCUAUGGCGAGCCCUGCUGUCUCCGGCCCCUCCCCAGUCAGGCCCCCAGCAUGGGGACAGAAGGACUGCCUGGUCUGCCCUUCUGCCACCAGGCCAACCUCAUGUCUGGCCCCCACAGUUAUGGGCCAGCUAGAGAGACCAACAGCUGCACCGAGGCCCCACUCUUCCCUCCUCCCCGAGGUUCAGUCAAGUUGACCAAGAAGCGGGCACUCUCCAUCUCGCCUCUGUCAGACGCCAGCCUGGAUCUGCAGACAGUUAUCCGCACCUCACCCAGCUCCCUUGUGGCCUUCAUCAACUCACGCUGUGCAUCUCCCGGGGGCUCCUAUGGUCACCUCUCCAUCGGCACCAUGAGCCCCUCUCUGGGAUUCCCACCCCAGAUGAAUCACCAAAAAGGGACCUCGCCUUCCUUCGGGGUCCAGCCCUGUGGUCCCCAUGACCCCACUCCAGGUGGGAUGAUGCCGCAUCCUCAGUCCCGGGGACCCCUCCCAGCUUGCCAGCUGAAGUCUGAGCUGGACCUGCUGGUUAGCAAGUGCCCAGAGGAGCCCUUGGAGGGCGAUAUGUCCAGCCCCAACUCCGCAGGCACACAGGAUCCCCUGCUGGGGAUGUUGGAUGGGCGGGAGGACCUGGAGAGAGAGGAGAAGCCUGAGCCUGAGUCUGUGUAUGAGACUGACUGCCGCUGGGAUGGCUGUAGCCAGGAAUUUGACUCCCAGGAGCAGCUGGUGCACCACAUCAACAGUGAGCACAUCCAUGGGGAGCGGAAGGAGUUCGUGUGCCAUUGGGGGGGCUGCUCCAGGGAGCUGAGGCCCUUCAAAGCCCAGUACAUGCUGGUCGUGCACAUGCGCAGACACACGGGGGAGAAGCCACACAAGUGCACGUUUGAGGGGUGCCGGAAGUCAUACUCACGCCUCGAAAAUCUGAAGACGCACCUGCGGUCACACACGGGUGAGAAGCCGUACAUGUGUGAGCACGAGGGCUGCAGUAAAGCCUUCAGCAAUGCCAGUGACCGAGCCAAGCACCAGAAUCGGACCCACUCCAAUGAGAAGCCGUAUGUUUGUAAGCUCCCUGGCUGCACCAAACGCUACACAGAUCCCAGCUCGCUCCGGAAACACGUCAAGACAGUGCAUGGUCCUGAUGCCCAUGUGACCAAGCGGCACCGAGGAGACGGCCCCCUGCCCAGGGCACCGUCCCUGUCCACAGUGGAGCCCAAGAGGGAGCGGGAUGGAGGCCCCAUCAGGGAGGAGAGCAGACUGACCGUGCCGGAGGGGGCCGUGAAGCCACAGCCCAGCCCUGGGGCCCAGUCGUCCUGCAGCAGCGACCACUCCCCAGCAGGCAGUGCGGCCAAUACAGAUAGUGGUGUGGAAAUGACCGGAAAUGCAGGGGGCAGCACUGAGGACCUGUCCAGCUUGGAUGAGGGGCCUUGCAUUGCUGGCACUGGUCUGUCCACUCUUCGACGCCUUGAGAACCUCAGACUGGACCAGCUACAUCAACUUCGGCCGAUGGGGCCUCGGGGCCUCAAACUGCCCAGCCUGACCCAUACUGGCACCGCUGUGUCCCGCCGCCUGGGCCCCCCAGUUUCUCUUGACCGCCGCAGCAGCAGCUCCAGCAGCGUCAGUUCAGCCUAUACCGUCAGCCGCCGCUCCUCCCUGGCCUCCCCUUACCCCCCUGGUUCCCCGCCCGAGAACGGGGCAUCCUCUCUGCCCGGCCUCACCCCUGCCCAGCACUACCUGCUCCGGGCAAGAUAUGCUUCAGCUAGGGCAGGUGGUACCCCACCCACGGCAGCACCCAGCCUGGAUCGGAUGGGGAGCCUUCCUGCACCUCCCUGGAGAAGCCGAGCUGAGUAUCCAGGAUACAACCCCAGCGUAGGGGUUACCCGGAGGGCCAGUGACCCGGCCCGGGCUGUUGACCGCCCUGCCCCAGCCAGAGUCCAGCGGUUCAAGAGCUUGGGCUGUGUCCACAUGCCCCCCACCAUGGCAGGGGGAGGACGGAACUUCGAUCCCCAACUCCCAACCGCCGUCUACUCACCACAGCCCCCCAGCAUCACUGAGAAUGUCGCCUUGGAUACCAGAGGGCUGCAGGAGGAGCCAGAAGGUGGGACCUCCAUGAUAGGCAGUGGCCUAAACCCCUAUAUGGACUUCCCAUCCACUGAUACUUUGGGAUAUGGGGGACCUGAGGGGGCAGCGGCUGAACCUUAUGGAGCUAGGGGUCCAGGCUCCCUGACUCUUGGGCCUGGUCCACCCACCAAUUAUGGGCCAAACCCCUGUCCCCAGCAGGUCUCCUAUCCUGAACCCCCCCCCCGAACCUGGGCUGAGUUCCCUUCCCACUCCGGGCUGUACCCAGGCCCCAAGGCUCCAGCUGGAGUCUACAGUCAGUGUCCUCGUCUUGAACAUUACGGACAAGUACAGGUCAAGCCAGAACAGGGGUGUCCAGUGGGUUCUGAUUCCACAGGACUGGCGCCCUGCCUCAAUGCUCAGCCCGGUGAUGGGCCUCCUCGCCCACAGCCUCUGUUCUCCCACUACCCCCAGCCUCCGCCUCCCCAAUAUCCCCAGGCAGGUGCCUAUACCCAGCCACCCCCUGAUUAUCUUCCUUCAGAGCCCAGGCCUGGCCUGGAUUUUGAUUCCCCCACUCACUCCACAGGGCAACUCAAGGCUCAGCUGGUGUGUAAUUAUGUUCAGUCUCAACAGGAACUGCUCUGGGAGGGUGGGGGCAGGGGAGAUCCCCCAGUCCAGGAACCUCUCUACCAGAGUCCCAAGUUUCUAGGGGGUUCCCAGGUUAGCCCAAGCCCUGGCAAGGGUCCAAUGGCCACAUAUGGACCUGGCUUUGCACCUAACUUGCCCAAUCACAAGUCGGGCUCCUAUCCCGCCCCUCCACCCUGCCAUGAAAAUUUUGCAGUGGGGGCAAACAAGGCCCCCCAUAGGGCAACAGCACCACCCCGACUUCUGCCCCCACUGCCCACUUGCUAUGGGACCCUCAAGGCAGGGAGCACCAACCCCAGUUGUGGUCAUCCUGAAGUGGGCAGGCUGGGAGGGGGUCCUGCCUUGUACGCUCCUCCUGAAGGGCAGGUGUGCAACCCUCUGGACUCUCUUGACCUUGACAACACUCAGCUGGACUUUGUGGCUAUUCUGGAUGAGGCCCAGGGGCUGAGUCCUCCCCCUUCUCAUGAUCAGGGGGACAGCUCUGAACGCACCCCACCUCCCUCUGGGCCCCCCAACAUGGCUGUGGGCAACAUGAGUAUCUUACUGGGAUCCCUGCCUGGGGAGACACAAUUCCUCAACUCUAGCACCUGA
Neomonachus schauinslandi (Hawaiian monk seal) is the source of this 3318-nucleotide messenger RNA. RefSeq names its product GLI family zinc finger 1 (gene GLI1). Gene Ontology annotation, molecular function: RNA polymerase II cis-regulatory region sequence-specific DNA binding; DNA-binding transcription factor activity, RNA polymerase II-specific. Lineage: Eukaryota; Metazoa; Chordata; Mammalia; Carnivora; Phocidae. Gene Ontology annotation, biological process: smoothened signaling pathway; regulation of transcription by RNA polymerase II. Gene Ontology annotation, cellular component: nucleus. The record is from RefSeq and is a predicted model, not a curated record.